GUGAUUAAUCGUGGAGAGUUCAGGACACGACCACAAACGCCGUGCAGACUUGAAAUUAGCUGCCUUCCCCCGGCCCCCUUGCCAAGAUGGGAGUGGGGGCCGGGCCGUGAGGGGUGGGGGCCCCGCCUGCUGGAGGCCAGCAUGGAACUCUCCCCGGCGGAGCUCAGAGUGACACCGACAACGGGCGAUCGGCCGCGGCCAGAGCCGCAGGCGGCAUCCGGGGGGGACGGGGCCGGCCGGGGGGCCCCAGGCGGGCUUCCUGGAACCCCGCUCCGCGGCCGUCUGCACCCUGACCCUGCCCGAUAAGAGCCCGGCCGCUGCCGCUCUAUCGGAGCCCGGGGAGCGCCGGCCCCGCGAGGGAGGCCGGGCCGGGGGUCCUCCGAGGCCAUGUUCCCAGCGCACAGCCUCGUCUCCUGAACCCCGCGCCGGUGGGCUGGCUCGUCUCAGCGAUAAAGAAAGUCGAGCUGCCUCCAGGCGGACGCGGCGACGCGGGCAGAGAAUGUUCGGACCUGCCGGGUGGUGACCACCAUGUCGGUGAGGGUGCGCUUCCUGUCCUCCGGGGACGCGGGGACCGUGGGGGUCAUGGGCCGGAGCGCCUCCUUCGCGGGCUUCAGCAGCGCCCAGAGCCGGAGGAUCGCAAAGUCCAUCCACAGGAACUCAGUGAGGUCCCGGAUGCCCGUGAAAUCCUCCAAGACGUAUGGCACGCUGCGGAAGGGGUGCGUCUGCUCGGACCCCAAGCCCCAGCAAGUGAAGAAGAUCUUCGAAGCGCUGAAGAGGGGACUCAAGGAACAUUUGUGCGCCCAGCAGGCCGAGCUGGAUUACCUGACGGGACGCCACAAGGACACCCGCAGGAAUUCCAGGCUGGCUUUCUAUUACGACCUGGACAAGAAGCAAACACGCUCAGUGGAGAGGCACAUUCGGAAGAUGGAGUUUCACAUCAGCAAGGUGGACGAGCUCUACGAGGGCUACUGCAUCCAGUGCCGCCUGCGCGACGGCGCUUCCAACAUGCAGCGGGCCUUCGCCCGGUGCCCGCCCAGCCGCGCCUCCCGAGAGAGCCUGCAGGAGCUGGGCCGCAGCCUGCAGGAGUGCACCGAGGACAUGUGGCUCAUCGAGGGGGCCCUGGAGGUUCACCUGGGCGAGUUCCACGUCAGGAUGAAAGGCUUAGUGGGCUACGCACGUCUUUGUCCUGGAGACCAGUACGAGGUACUCCUGCGUCUGGGCCGCCAGCGCUGGAAGCUGCGGGGCCGCAUCGAGUCGGACGACAGCCAGACCUGGGACGAGGAGGAGAAGGCCUUCAUUCCUACCCUGCACGAGAACUUCGAGAUCAAGGUGACGGAGCUGCGCGGCCUGAGCUCGCUGGCGGUGGGCGCGGUGACCUGCGACAUCACCGACUUCUUCACCACCCGGCCGCAGGUCAUCGUGGUGGACAUCACAGAGUUGGGCACCAUCAAGCUGCAGCUGGAGGUGCUGUGGAACCCAUUUGAUACCGAGAGCUUCCUGGUGUCACCCAGCCCCCCGGGCAAGUUCUCCAUAGGCAGCAGGAAAGGCUCCUUGUACAACUGGACACCCCCAAACACCCCCAGCUUCCGGGAGAGAUACUACCUGUCUGUCCUGCAGCCGCGGGCACAGCAGGCCUUGCUGCUGGACAGGCCAAGGGCCCCCUCCGUCCUCAGCUGCCUGUCCGACGGCGACCUUCAGGGCCCUGGCCUGAGGAGCCGCAGUCAGGAGCUGCCCGAGAUGGACUCCUUCAGCUCCGAGGACCCCCGAGACAUGGAGACCAGCACGUCGGCCUCCACCUCGGAUGUGGGCGUCCUGCCCUCGGCCAUGGGCCCCAACACCUCCAUCGAAGAGGAGGCCCAAGAGGACCCCCCACCCCUGGGCCUCCUGCCGGACAUGCUGCACUUGGCGGAGGGCUCGUUUGUGGAGCAGCCGGGCUGGAGAGACUUGGGGGUGGGAACCCCCGACCUGUCACGGGGCUCCCCCUUCCACAACCACGCGCUCCCGGGGAGCCAGGAGGGCCCCGACGAAGGAGACCCUGAGGACACGGCGGGUGGGCCUGGGCUGCCCCUUGAGAGGCCUCUGCAGGAGGUCCUGGACUUGCUGAGGUCCAUGGACCCUGCACCGCCGCAGCUCCGGGAGCUGGAGUACCAGGUCCUCACCUUCCGGGACCGGCUGAAGCCCCGCCGAGCUUGCCGGGAGCAUGCGUCCGCCGAGAGCCUGAUGGAGUGCAUCCUGGAGAGCUUCUCCUUCCUCAACGCCCACAUCGCCCCCCACGAGCUGGCCCUGUUUGGGGGAGCCCAGGGCCUGCGAAAGGACAGGAGUCCACCUCCACCACCAUCGCUGAGAGCGUCGUCCCGGGAGCUCACGGCUGGCGCCCCAGAGCUGGACGUGCUGCUCACGGUUCACCUCCAGGUCUGCAAAGCACUGCUGCAGAAACUGGGCUCCCCUAAUCUGUCGAGGAUGGUCCAGGAGUGCCUUCUGGAAGAAGCUGCGCAGCAGAAGCAGGUUCUGGAGACGCUGUCCGUGCUUGACUUUGAGAAGGUCAGCAAAGCGAUGUCCAUUGAGGAGAUCCUCCCCCAGGCCACGCGGAGGAAGGGCUGCCUGAAGCUCUGGAGAGGCUGCAUGGGGCCCGGCACCACCCUAUCCUGCCCGGGGACGACGCUGCUGGACCAGCUCAAGAAGACGUUCCUGCACAGAGUCAGGGGGAAAUACCCGGGACAGCUAGAGAUAGCCUGUCGCAGGCUCCUGGAGCAGGUGGUCAGCUGCAGUGGGCUGCUGCCUGGAGCCGGGCUCCCCGAGGAACAGACCGUCACCUGGUUCCAGUUUCACAGCUACCUGCGGAGGCAGAGCGUCUCCGACCUGGAGAAGCACUUCGCCCAGCUCACCAAGGAAGUAACGCUCUUGGAGGAGCUGCAGUGCGGGCCCCAGGCCAGGACAGUCAGGAAGCUGCAGGGGAAGCGGCUGGGCCAGCUCCAGCCCCUGCCGCAGACGCUGAGGGCCUGGGCGCUGCUCCAGCUGGACGGACCCCCUCGGGCGUGCAGAGCGGCCAGCGCCCGCCUGGCCGGUGCGGCCAGAAACAAGAGCUUUCGCGAAAAGGCCUUGCUCUUCUACACCAACGCCCUGACCGAAAAUGAUGCAAAACUCCAGCAAGCUGCAUGCGUGGCGCUAAGACAUCUCCGGGGUGUGGAAAGCAUCGAUCAGAUCGCCAGCCUGUGCCAGUCUGACGUGGAGGGUGUGCGUGCGGCUGCCCGGGAAACCACGCUGUCCUUUGGGGAGAAAGGCCGCUUGGCUUUUGAGAAGAUGGACAGACUCUGCUCAGAACAGAGAGAAGCGGCCUUUGGCCAGGAGGCAGAUGUUGAAAUCACAAUCUUUUAAAAAGCCUCAGCUGACGGGCUCAAAUCCGGCGUCCCUGUCUGUGCUGUGCCUGGCCCCGACACAGGGAGGAUUUGGGGGGGGGGGUGCGGCAGUGGGGGGCAGGCUGAGCGCUCCCCAGAAGUGUCAGCUGGCCGAGCUGCUUCCUGACCGUCCCGGCCAGUUACGAAGCCCCGGGGCAGAGCAAGCACCGCACUUUGAGGGCCGUACUCCGGUCCGCCUUUGGCUUUGAGCAGCGGCCUGACCCCCAGGCUGCAGAGCCGGGUCAGGGCCCGCCGGCCCUGCUGUGGGGAGGCCGAGGCUGGGAGUCAGCAGGAUAGCCGGCUCGGCGCCAUCUGGUUCCCUCAAGCCCGGGACCGAGGCGGCGAAUGGGUGGCUGACCCUGCCAAGGUGGCAACGCGGGUCGGGCCUGGCCACAGCACAGGCUGUCGCCGUGGGAGGGGGUCGGGGGCCACGCGGGAGGGCCCAGCCGGGGUCUCCGCUGUUCUCUUCACCCGACACGCAGCCCCGAUGCCCGUGGAGCCGGGCAGCGGCCUGCCAACCACGGACCUUGCUCUCACUGUGGUUCCACACCAGGAAACAAGGACGGGGCCCCAGCCGAGAAGCCCGAGUGCCCUGUGCUGUGACCUUCACCAGGCAGAACAGAGGCGCUUCCCCGAGGGCUCAGCGGUAACGAAUCUGCCUGCACUGCAGGAGACUCGGGUGCCACCCCUGGGUCGGGAAGAUCCCCACGAGGAGGAAAUGGCAACCCACUCCAGUGUUCUUGCCUGGAGAAGUCCAUGGACAGAGGAGCCUGGCGGGCUGCCACCCAUGGGGUUGCACAGAGUCUGACGACUGAGCGACUAAGCACAAUGAAGCACUAAUCAAAGUCGGAUUCUGAAGCGAGUCCACGUGGGGCUUAUUAAACAACCGCUUCAGAGGCCACGCGGUGGCCUGAGGAAAGAUUUCACUGGACACCAUGUUUAAAGGAAGAAAAUUAGUUUCCUAUUUAAGUCUUAAGAAAACCCCAGAGUGUCCUGGGAUGUUUCUGUGUUAAUACAGAGGCACCCUGGGUUCUGGAUGUGGAAUCCACAGUGGAAUCGGAAAGCUCUGUAAGUUAAACAUGCUCAUUUACAUUUCAUGUAUAUAUUUUGUGCUUUUCGGUUUAAUUCGGUAUUUAUUUGCCUUGCCGAUACGUUGUUUUCUGAAAUUUCAAUAAAA
Dama dama (fallow deer) is the source of this 4572-nucleotide messenger RNA. RefSeq names its product RIPOR family member 3 (gene RIPOR3). The transcript is spliced from 22 exons. NCBI's taxonomy places the organism in Eukaryota, Metazoa, Chordata, Mammalia, Artiodactyla, Cervidae. The coding region runs from base 529 to 3375 and encodes 948 amino acids. The record is from RefSeq and is a predicted model, not a curated record.